This is a messenger RNA of Dibothriocephalus latus, 177 nucleotides long. The record is from the annotation of a GenBank genome assembly. NCBI's taxonomy places the organism in Eukaryota, Metazoa, Platyhelminthes, Cestoda, Diphyllobothriidea, Diphyllobothriidae.
AUGACAGCCACGGUUGGACGAUAUCGCCGCUUCUCUGCCCUGGUUGCCGCUGGCAAUGGACAGGGCGUCUGUGGCAUCGGUCGGGGAAAGUCGGUCACAAUGCGGGCUGCCCUAAAGCGCGCAAAGCACCGGGCUUUCCUCAAUCUCAUGUCUUUUAACCUAAGGGAGAACAGAACA